AUGGCUGGUACGAGAAACUAUGACUUUUUGAUCAAGCUGUUGUUAAUUGGAGAUUCGGGCGUGGGGAAAUCAUGCUGCCUCCUGCGUUUCAGCGAGGACUCCUUCACACCAUCCUUUAUCACCACGAUUGGUAUUGAUUUCAAGAUUCGAACUAUCGAGCUUGACGGCAAACGCGUAAAGCUGCAGAUAUGGGAUACUGCCGGCCAGGAGAGGUUUCGAACCAUUACAACGGCAUACUAUCGGGGUGCAAUGGGGAUACUUCUGGUUUAUGAUGUCACAGAUGAAAGAUCGUUCCAGAACAUUCGUACAUGGUUCUCAAAUGUUGAACAACACGCAAGUGAGGGCGUGCAUAAAAUACUUAUCGGAAAUAAAUGCGACUGGGAGGAAAAGCGAGCCGUCUCGACUGAACAAGGACAACAACUUGCUGAUGAGCUGGGCAUUCCAUUCUUAGAGGUAUCCGCUAAGAACAAUAUCAACAUCGAGAAAGCCUUCUACAACCUGGCAUCGGCCAUCAAGAAGGGUAUGGAUACAUCGAAAUCAGAACAAGCGGGACCACAGGGUGUCAAUAUAGACCCCCAGGGAUCGGGAACUGCUGCAGGCUCUGGCGGAAAGUGUUGCUAG
This is a messenger RNA of Aspergillus clavatus NRRL 1, 621 nucleotides long. RefSeq names its product Rab family GTPase srgA (gene srgA). The record is from RefSeq and is a predicted model, not a curated record. Bases 1 to 621 code for a protein of 206 amino acids. NCBI's taxonomy places the organism in Eukaryota, Fungi, Ascomycota, Eurotiomycetes, Eurotiales, Aspergillaceae. Gene Ontology annotation, cellular component: endosome; plasma membrane. The transcript has 3 exons. Gene Ontology annotation, biological process: protein secretion; protein localization to plasma membrane; regulation of exocytosis. Gene Ontology annotation, molecular function: GTP binding; GTPase activity.